Messenger RNA from Puntigrus tetrazona (Sumatra barb), 3057 nucleotides. RefSeq lists its product as uncharacterized. The transcript has 10 exons. Lineage: Eukaryota; Metazoa; Chordata; Actinopteri; Cypriniformes; Cyprinidae. The record is from RefSeq and is a predicted model, not a curated record. The coding region runs from base 450 to 2882 and encodes 810 amino acids.
UAAGUGGUUUAUAGGUAAAGAUUCUCAGAACGAGCACUUCAGUCAUUUGGGCUUCCGGUUUUUAAAUAAUGGCGUCUGAAACUACUAGUGCAAUCUUGCCAUCUAGUGGUAUGUUUCCGUUCGUAUUUCUUCGAGAACGCCAAGCCGUCGAUUCAGAAACGUUUCAGGCUUUGCGUGUUUAAAAACAGAAAUGUGAAGCUUGUAAAAGCAAUUCCAAGACGUCUUAGAAGACCUAACCUUCCUCAAACGUAUCUGUCUUCAGAAUUCCUAGAACUUCACAGACAGCACUGGGGGGCGCUGUGACAUUUCUGACGCCAAAAAAAUCGUCGCUCUGAUUGGUCGAGGACCGAGCGCUUCGUCCAAUGACCAGGAUGUCCCCGUUUUCAAAUCGACUCGGAGAUAUCAAACACUCGGCCUGUUUAGAGAUCUGAGACCCGCCUGCUAUUGAAAUGGAGAGCUUUCUAAGGUGGAAGCUUGCCCAGGCCAGUGGCAACAUAUUGAGCGGAUCUUCUCUUCAAAAACCUGUUUCCUCUUACCAGCCUAACAAAUUGCCGGAUCUGUGUUCUAGUUUCUAUUCAAUUGCAGAUGAACCUUUUCCUCAAGUGUCUGGAUUUCUUGAUGACACCGUCGGCCCUUCGUUUCUUUCAAAUGAAACAGGAACUGUGUUGAAUUCCCCUGCUUGCACGCCAUCGGAAAAUCAAGCAAAAAAUAAGGAAGAAGGAGUUUUAGCACCAAGAAAAGAAGCUAACAAUGACUCUGGCCUUAAUUGCUCUCUUGGAGCGCACUGUCAGUCGGCAAAAGGAAGCACAUCUACUAGAUCGCCACAGAAUGAGAAAGACAUUACUACUGCAACGGCGGGUAAAGCAGAUGGCGACUGCAUUGAUGCCACAGUAUCCACUACAUCUUUAGAGAAAUCUGAUUUAAUUAGUGUAGAGUUGAAGAACAGCACUUUUGAUGUGUCCCAAGACUCGAAAGAACGCUCUGACGCUGGAAUUAAUGCAACUGUCGAGCUACACAACAUCAGAGAGAAGAACAGCACUUUUGAGUCUCAAGAGCCUAGACUCAAUUUAACAGUGGAUAUUGAUGUACUCAAUACAAAGACUGAGUCAGGAAACACCACUGUUGAACUGGUCCAGUCACAUGACCCUAAAGAAGGACCUGACACUGGGGUUAAUACAACCGUGGAUAUUUCUAAUCUAGGCGGCGCACAAUCUAAAACUAAUUCAUGUAUUGAUAGCACUGUACCAUUAAACACUACCACAGAACAGCCAAAUGAAAAGCUCGAAGGAAUUACAGACAUUCAGCCACAAAAGAAACUGGAUAGUAGUUUUAAUUCUACUGAGGCUGAAACAAUAAAAAACACAGAAGAAGCUAACUUAAAAGCCAAUGUAACCGUUGAUAUUGUGGAGCAAACAGCCAGUGCUCCUCUUCAACCCUCUGGUGAGGUUGAACAGUCAGACAUGGCUCCUAUAGAACAAGCUGAGACGAUUAAAUGUAAUACAACCACUGAUCUAACUCCUCCAGAAGUUCUGGUUUUGAAGGGCACCACUGAUGAAAUAAUGCCCUCGAGCACAGAGUUAGCUGACCAGGUUAAUGAUGCUUCUGAGUCUGUAGGUGUCACUAAAACAGCCUCUAACAGCAGAGACGCAGAAGUUGAGAUAAGCACCACAGCUUUUGUUUGUUCUGUCAACGCGCCUGAUGAAGCUCCUGAUGACGCUCCUGAUGACGUUCGUGAGUUUAAAGCGGAGGAUCAUCACAAAAAACCCUCAAGUCCUGGAUUGACAGAUGCUGAGUCUAUUCCUUCUUCCGAUAUGGGAAAUAUCAGCAGAAACAGUAUUUUUUGUUUAGAUGAUACUUUGGACAUGAAGACUAGCUUCCUGGUUACAUCCACGCCUAUCGUUUUUGGCAAAGAAUCCAGGUUUGAGAUAAUGAGAGACGUGAAGCCCAGAAAGAGGCUGUCUGUGAUCAACAGCAUGGAGGCCCAGUCGAAUGAUGAGCUGGUUUGUGCAAGUAAUCAUGACGGAACUGAUGCUGCGCAGGCGACUGAGAGUUCAAGUCAGGAUCAGAAAGUCUCCGCAACGUGCACUUUAAGUCACGGUACAUCAGAACCAGCAAAUGAAAACAAGCCUACCACAAAACUUCCCAUCAAAAGACAGCUUCCUCAGCUUUCCUCUAAGCUGAGUUAUCCCAAAUCCAGUCUUCCUCCAAGGCCUCAGUUGUCCGUGAACUCUUUGGUAACGGUCAAACCGAAGACUCUCCCUGGUCCGCCAGCCCUGCAUCAGCCCGACGCAUCAUCCACCACCCUGCCUGCCAACAGGAAGAUGGUACAGAUGACCAAGGGCAAGAAUAUUGUACCCGUCAAGAGCAUAGCGUCGACUAGUACUGUUAAGACCUCUAUGGUUUCUGCAGUCACUGGAUGUAACUUUGCUGCUGUUGCAAAACCUUCAAGCUCUGGUGUACAGCAAAUAAAACCAUCAGGACUACCGCCACCAACCCGUAAAAGACUGGCCCUCAAGACCCCUCAGACUACACGACCCACUGUAGAACCGGGUCAGACUCAGCACAGUAAUAAAUCGACAGGACUGACAGGUAUGAGGACGAGGAGUUCACUGCUUCCCAGUGUGGGCCAAAAGCACUUGAACAAUGAGGGUUUGCCUUCGGCAAAGAGAAAAAGAACUGCACCUGCUCUGUCUACAGUAGAGAGUGAUGCUGUGCAUGCUGCUGAAGGAGCGCAUGAACCAGGUUGUAUUAAUUGCUUGCAACACCAAGAAAAACUUGAAAGGCUCAUUCAAGAACUAAGGGGUUUGCAUUCAGAGUGUAAAAACUGGGGACCGUUGCACGAAAAACUCGAAAUGUGCAUAGAGGAGCUGAAGAGAAUUUAAAUUGUUAAAAGAGAAAAGAAGAAAAGUGACACGGAAAGUUAUUUUUGAAAUGUCUAUGCAGUUCUAUGCAUUUUUAUGUGCUUUUAAAAAAUGUGACACUGUUUAAUAAAAUGUAACCCAUUCAAAUGCAUUGUCUGCCUUAAGUGUCUCGCUAAUAAAAUGACAAUAUCAUUUA